GCGAUUGCAGCAAGAUCUCCAAUUGGACGGCUGAGAGGAUGGUCCACCUGAUCGAGGGAGUCCAACAGAUGAACGGUCAGGAUUCGGUGUAUUUGUAUGAACAGAUGGCUGACUGUGCUCUCUGCUGCGUGAAAUGCGACGGCAAGCGGCUCUGGCUCCGGCAGCAUUGUCUUUGUCGCGGCAAGAUGGUUAGGAGAGGAAGUGUUGCGCAGGACGGAAGACCCACAGAAAGCACCCUCAUUUCCGGAAGCGAUAAAGCUGUGCCUAAAAGCUGCCAUCCUUCACCGGGGGGAGCAAAAUCUUGUCUCCAUCAAAAUCCCGAAGAACCUGCCUCUUUAUCUUCGUCAAAGAUGAAAACACCAAAAAACAGAAGUGCCAUCCUCAGGCGAUCUGCCCGUAUCCAAAGUGCAGUUUUGCCUCGUCAAAACCAGGACUUGGAGUGUGUGAUUGAAGAGAUAAAUGGUAGUGAUAGUGAGAAGGAAGAUGGACAACAUAAUCAAAGUCAUCAGACAGAAAAAACAUCUCGGGGAUCUGACCUUUUGGAGAAAUUUUCUUCAGAGUUAAACUUGGGUGCAAGAAGUUUGGAAGAGAAGGUUGACUAUCUUUUUCAACAGUUGAUGAUGCAAGAAAAGAUUACUAUACUGUUGAAAUCUGAGGCCAACAAGAGAUCCUCUCCAAGUCAUAAUUCUCCUGUGGGUAAUGCCAAAUACAAGAGCCUGUACAUAGACUCACAAAAGAAGAUUGAAGCCUUGAAAGAUGAGAACUUCCAUCUUGCCAAGAAGUUGGAAAAUGUUGUUGGAAAACUUGAUGCGUAUGAGAAGAUGACUCAUUUAGUCUCAGAAAUGUUGGAGAAAAUGAAGGAUGUGAUCUUAGUUUCAAGACAGACAAGCGCUACUGAAACAGCCUUCAACCUAUCAUCCCUUUUCGGGGUUUGUACUUCCCCAGGGCCUGUUAACGAAGCUAGACCAGCUCCCAAGAGGAAGAAAGUCACUAAAGCAAGUAGAAAAGCUGAAAAUUCAGCAUAAUGUCUAGGUUGCCUGGCAAAUCUUUGGAGAUAAAAGUGGUGGUUUGAAAAUUCUACAUAUUCUCUGCUUAUUUAUUUUUUAAUUACUAGAGGAUCCCGCCUGCUUGCACAUCAAUUUUUUUUUGGAAUACGCACCGGGUAUCCACGUGUCCGUUUUACGGUCCACGUGACUAAUCCUACGUCUCUUGAAGUUGACCCCACAACUCCAAAGGGAGGGUAAAUUCAGGAGUCUAGGGGCGGAAACGAACCCGGAAGGGUUUGAACAUCUGACCUCGUGAAAGACACUCCCACAGCCCGCACUACCACCUGAACCACGCUCUGGGAGUCUUGCACAUCAAUUUUAGAUAGUCUUUCAGUGUGCUACAAAGGCUGUGAUGUGCACAACUUGAUAUACUAUGGAUGGUUUUGAGGCUAACUUAAUGCUUAUCAGUGAACUAUAAUGUACCUUCGUAUUUUUGGUGUUUGCUUUAA
This is a messenger RNA of Malania oleifera, 1495 nucleotides long. RefSeq lists its product as uncharacterized. The record is from RefSeq and is a predicted model, not a curated record. Bases 39 to 1025 code for a protein of 328 amino acids. The transcript is spliced from 6 exons. NCBI's taxonomy places the organism in Eukaryota, Viridiplantae, Streptophyta, Magnoliopsida, Santalales, Ximeniaceae.